Messenger RNA from Aspergillus vadensis CBS 113365, 2622 nucleotides. RefSeq lists its product as uncharacterized. NCBI's taxonomy places the organism in Eukaryota, Fungi, Ascomycota, Eurotiomycetes, Eurotiales, Aspergillaceae. The transcript has 3 exons. The annotation marks the transcript as partial. The record is from RefSeq and is a predicted model, not a curated record.
CUACCAUACAUGGGAGCACUAGCAAUCCAAGGAUUCGCAGCCACAAUCCCGGUGGUAACAGUCGCGCCCACUUCGGUUGUUACUGUAACGUCUACUUACUCCGAUACGGUGACCAGCACUAUUACAGGUGUUCUCCCAGUGACGACCGUUGAGACCACAUGUACUCCUAGUAGUGUUGCUCCAGAGUCAUGUACCAAUUCGAUAUGGUCGGCGGAAGGUUCCUACUGGCAAGAAUGGUGCUCAGAUUCAUCUUUGGAAGGAGCACCAUUUAUGACCAUUCAUGGAGCAACCAGCCCUUACGAAUGCUUCGUGCUUUGUGGCAUCUAUUCGAGCUGCCAAGGUCUCAACUGGGAUGACAAUGAUGAGUGUGUGCUGCUCACAGACAUCACGUCCACAGUGGAAGUGACUUCGUCUCAUUGGGCCGCAAUUGAACGUUUUUCAACUAACCCUUGCGUCGCCACCGUAACAGGCGCUUCUACCCAGCUUUCAACCGAGACAACGGUGAUGGAACAUACAACAACUUACACAUCGACAAUUACAUUGUCGACGAGUGCUUCUGUCGCUUCCACUAGCCCUACAUCCAGUGUUGCCACAUCAACGUACAUCUCGAGUGUGUCAACAUCAACGGCUUCGACAUGCAUUGUUUCAGCUCUUCCUACCACCACAGAUUGCGUCGACGGAUACUAUGUAUACAAUGAGGAAUACUACCAAGUGCUUUGCAGCGAUACCUUGCAGGGCUAUUCAGGCUUUCUCCCUAACUCCAGACAAGCCGACAUCUGGGGCUGUAUUGAGGUCUGCUCUACCUAUUCGAACUGUAUAGGAACAUUCUGGUUUCUGGGAAUCUGUUACUCGGAAAGUGGUGCUAUCGACUAUUCCUACGUGCCUUGCGACUUCUACUGCAGUUACAACCUCUUCGACAAUCCUAUCCUCGUCGAAACUUGCGUCCUCGUCGGCCAUAUUGACUUCAUCAAGACCUAUAGACAAGUCUACGCCAGUCGUGCCAUCAGCAUCAACUGCUUCACCUUCCACUCUUUUGAGCGCCUCUCCGUCUCCUGUGACAUUGAACUGGUUUACUUCAUCGGUCCCUUUAAUACGAACUUCCCCGGUCUCAAGCUUCAGGAGCUCUCCUUCUCUCCACUCCUCUGCUGUAUACUCAACAGUCCCAGUUUCGGUCCCCUUGAAGAGCUCCUCCGCACUUAUACCAUCGUUCCUUCAUCAUCUGCGUCAUUGCCGCUUCUUUCCAAUUCUUUUAUUCCUCAAAGCUCCACCGGCAACAUUCCCCCAGUUUCCAGUCAGAGUAUCCCUACGUCAGGCCGGCGCACUACGACCAUUUAUACAACCGAGACCCGUACCUCAGUCACUACGAUAUGUCCUUUGAAGGCUACCAAAACGGCUUCCACUCUACAACCAGUUGACGUUACCUCCCCUGCCGCACCAAAGAUGACGACUUCGACUGUCUUCACCACAAAGGUGUACACUAUUACCGCCUGCCCUCCGUGGGUCUCGAACUGUCCUGCCUCAGAACAGACAUCCAGCAAUGGGGAAGUAGCUACUGAACCGCCUCAGGCCCUCACUACAUCCACUAUUUUUACUACUAAGGUGCAUACCACGGUUGGUUGUCCACAAGGAAGCCCGCAUUGCGCAGCAUCUGAGAAGACCACUUACUACACGACAGAAACAAUUGCUGCAUACACGACUAUUUGCCCAGUUGCUGCAGAGGAAACGGGCAUACAUGCCUCCGGCCAAUCGACAGCUAUCGGGGGAGGAUCUAUCGGACAGAGUAGUGAAAGACUCAGUACAUCGACUGUCUACACAACCCAUGUCUACCCGAUCACAGCUUGUCCAGCAUCUUCCACUAUCUGUGCUGAUACAGAGCGAACGACAUAUCUCACGACAGAAACUGCAGUAGCUUCAGUUACUGUCAUCACAUCAGCAGCUGUUGAAACACCUGCAGGCAAUUCAGGUGCUCCUUCUGGAGAAGAAUCCUCUGUACCCACCAUUACAGCCGUUCAUUAUACAACAGAGGUAUACACGAUCACAAAGGGAACGGAAACCCACCUCACCACGGCCAUCGUUCCGAUAACCACAACCAUGACCCCCACUGCCAGCGAAAUACCGCAAUUCUUACCUACCAGUGAAGCAAGCUCGGUAUUACUCGGACCACACAGUCCCCAGCAAGGGGUAUCGGGUGCAUCUACCAUCAGACCCAGUGCCGACGCAGACGGCCAAAUCGGGGUCAGUGCCGAGUCCCAAGGAUCAACCGGAGAGGGAUCAUCCUCACCAUCAUCCAGCAAUGAUGACUCCACUCACCCUGGCACGGCCGGUAGUCCUGGACCAUCCCCUCACGUCCCGCCAUCGACUAUUUCCAGUGUCGGAUCAGUUGCCAACAGCAGUCUUAACGUUAGCUCUUGGAGCAAUGGAUCUCAUUCUUUGGGUGUCGCGUCUCCUAGUCUCGGGCUCAAUCGCCCUACCCUUGGAAGCGUUGCUGGAAGUCACACUGCUUCUGCGUAUACGUCUGGUACAUCUACGGUUGUCUCAGCGCAAUACACCGGUUCUGCGUCCAGGAGAGCAGUAUGGACUUGGUUCCCUUUUGUGGGUAUGGUUAUAGGCUAUUUUCUGUGA